Messenger RNA from Phytophthora megakarya, 2070 nucleotides. The record is from the annotation of a GenBank genome assembly. Lineage: Eukaryota; Oomycota; Peronosporomycetes; Peronosporales; Peronosporaceae.
AUCCUCUGGAAACUCCCCGAGUGGACGAUCCUCGAGGCGAUGUCUGAACACAUGCCCGACUUGACCGUGAACGAAGCGGAGUACAGAGGAUUGCUGCUGUGUUUCGAUCUCCUCUCGACCCAAUCCAAGGGACGAGUCGUGUUCUGCGGUGACUCCAACUUGGUGAUCCGCCAGAUGAGAGGCGAGAUCGACUGCAAAGCACCAGGCCUGCAGCUGUUGCGCCAGAAGGCGUUGAACCAACUGCGAUCUUGGCCGAAGCACGAAUUCGUGCAUGUGAAGCGAGACUGGAAUCAAAGCGCCGACAAGCUCGCCAGCGCCGCCUUACAACGUGAAGAAGGCGAGAUCGUGACAGCCGAGGAAGAACGGCAGGACUUGAUCACGCUGAACAGAUUGCACGAAAUACUGCAACCGAAGUCAACCAGACCAGUGGCCCGCGUGAACGCGAUCACUCGAUCUGCGGUAGAUCGAACUCCGCCACCGGCAGUAAUGGACGAAUCUAUCGUUCAACGCAUACGGAGUCAGCGGAUCAAGCAAGCGCAAGACGAAGAAAAGUGGAUCGCGGAUCUGAAGGCGUACCUGAUCGGUGAUCUGAAGGGUCUGUCGAAGGAAGAUGCGAAGGCGUGCUCGAAGAUCGCUGCGACGUAUGAAGUUGACGAAGACGGACUGUUGUUUUACUGCCCGAGAACCUUGACACGAGACGAAGAUCGCGACGACGUCGUCAGACUGGUGGUGCCGGAGAGCCUGCAACAAGAUUUUCUCCAUCAUUACCACACGAGCCUGGAGGGAGGCCACCAGGGUGUCGGGAGGACAUACCGUCGAAUCCGGACGCGUUUUCACUGGCAUCAAGGAAGAUCGCCAGGGAAUGUACAAGGCACGUACCCGUUCCAAGUAAUAUCCAUGGACCAUAUCCCGUCACUGCCGAAGUCCUUCAAAGGGAAUACGGAGUUGCUGAUCUGGGCUGACCUGUUCACCGGAUACGUGAUCGCCAAGGCAGGAUCAUCACGCGGAGCCCAAGCGGUGGCGGAAAACUACGAAGAAUGUGUCUUCAGGCGGUUCGGUGCGAGUGAAACAAUCAGGCACGAUCGAGAACCAGGAUUCAUGGCAGAUUUCUUCCGCGCGUUCAACCGGAUCGUGAAGAUGAGGCAAAGUCCUACCAUGGCUUAUCGGCCACAGGGUAAUGGAAAAGCGGAGCGAACGGUCCAAACGCUGACGAGAGCACUGAAGAUGUAUGUCUCCGAUGUCAAUCAACAGGACUGGGAUGACUACGCCGAACGCUUGACGUUUGCCCUCAACACGGCGCAAGAUCGAGUGCGGGGAGACACAUCUUUCUAUCUGGUGCACGGGUGGGACGCAAGAUCGACGUUGGAAGCGACGCUCCCAAUUGGAUCUACAAGGCGGAAAGACAGCGACGCCCGCCGGUGGAGGUAUCGUCUGCAAUCGCAGUAUCGACGGGCGAGAGAAGUGGUGAACAACGAUCUCCGGAAGGCGAUCGAAGCCAGAGCUGCCCAACACAACGAUCGAGUUAGGCCCCACAAGAUCGAGCAAGGAUCACAAGUAUGGCUCUACCUGGAUCGAGUGAAGGAAGGGUUCGCGAGGAAGCUGGCCCACAUGUGGCACGGCCCUUUUCGGGUGAUCGAGCUCAUCGGUGAUCAUGCUGCACGCGUGGAAACCAGCGGAACAGAAUACCGCAUCUUCCCCGUGGUGCACCUGUCGAAGUUGAAGCUGGUGAAGGCGUUUCCCGAUCGUCCAACUUGCACCCUGCUGGUGGAUGAAGAAGAUCGAGUCGAUUUUGACGAAGCCCUGCUUCCGGAAGACAGCUGGGAGACUCCUUUGGGCGAGGAUGAGUACGAGGUGGAACGGAUCGCCGACGUGAGGUCCGGACGCCGCACGCGAUAUGGUCGCGUACACCGAGAGUUCCAAGUGUUUUGGAAGGGCUACCACGAACCCACGUGGGUGGACGAGGCCGACCUCAAUUGUGGGGCGCUCUUGGCCGAGUUCGAACGAACUCAGACGAACCGCAGCAGGUUCAACGCCAUGCAGUCGCAUGAAGAGGCGUCGGACAACCUGUAA